Messenger RNA from Penicillium canariense, 585 nucleotides. RefSeq lists its product as uncharacterized. The record is from RefSeq and is a predicted model, not a curated record. The transcript is spliced from 3 exons. The coding region runs from base 1 to 585 and encodes 194 amino acids. Lineage: Eukaryota; Fungi; Ascomycota; Eurotiomycetes; Eurotiales; Aspergillaceae.
AUGCAUUCCAUGACUCUGGCGGUUCUUUGCCUGUCAGCCCUGGCUGCUGCUUCCGUCAAGGAGAGAGGUGAAUCAGGCAGCGGCGGCGAUGACUACUAUAAUAGCCUGAUGAGUGAGCUCAACAGCCUCGAGACCGACACCAACUAUAUGGACUACUUAACGGCCUACAGCGACCUCCCGACUGACUACAGCGCCUACCUGCCCGAUGCCACCGGCUCGAACUUGGAAUCUAUCAGCUUUCCCUCGUUAACCGCGGCUCCCAGCUACACAAUGCCGUCCGGCCUGUCAGCCGACAUCCCUCCUCCCUCCAUCGAGUCGGUGCUUGUCACCGCUGUGCCCAUGUCCUACUUGUCGCAGAUGGAGAACCCGUCGGCCCGCGCAUCGAUCUUCAGCGAGAUCCAUGCCGGUCACUACCCAUCGUGGUACCGGCAGCUUCCCAGCAGCGUCAAGGAGUGGAUCUCGAGCCAUUAUGCCACUGGCGCCGUCGAGACCGGGGCUUCAUCCACCGGCUCGUCUGGAGGCUCUAGCUCGAGUUCGGGCUCUGGUAGUGGUGCCCCCGGUGCUGCUGCCCCAUCUCCGGAUUAA